AUGACACAUUGUAUAAAACAUCUUCCCGAUGCAUUAAGCCCAAUCAAAAUGACACCCCAUUGAUUUGCCAGCCCAAUUCUUCACAAUGCAAAGACCAUUUUAGCAGCCUGGCAGAAGAUAUACAACUCUUUCUACCAUAAAUGGACAACAGAAAAAACGGUUUCUCCCCUCAAUUGCAGACAAACACCAACUAACUGCAACAUCCAAUAAGGAAAGACAGCAUAGAAAUCCCCAAGCCAGAGACAAGAAGGGAGGACGAUUAGGAUAGUCUUCUCCCCUCUUUCGAUUCGGAAUCAUGGGUUGCGGCAAGUCGAAGCACGAUGUUGCUGCUGGAAACACCAUCAGCCUCAGCAAGAAAUCAAACUCCGAUGAGCUGAAGGACAUCCAAAAGGAUGCCGACACGACCCCUGAAGCGGCCAACACCAACGGCACAAACUUGCCCGCCCAAAAAGAAGGGGAAAGCGAGGCAAACACGGGCUCGGGAGGUGAAAACAUGAAGGGGGUGGCCGAUGUUGGGGACGUAACCCAAGAGACCGAGGUGAGAGCAGGAGAAGAGAAAGACGGGGAGGCCGUAACGAACAACCCCUCUUCGACGAAGGAGGUGGAUUCAAGUGCAAAUGUUGCAUUAGCUGAGACUGUUGCCCCAGAAAAUGUUGUCGAAGAGAAGAAAGAAGACACGGACAAUGGAGAGCCCAAGAUUGUGAAAGAAGAGAACUCGGCCGAGGAACCGGAAUCUGCCCAAACAGUUGACGAAUCGAAAGCAACAAGUGCACAGGGAGCUGCACCAAAUGUAGCAGCUAGCGACGAGAAGAUGAACUGAAGAAAAAGUCCAGCGUACCUGGCUU
This is a messenger RNA of Rhodamnia argentea, 845 nucleotides long. RefSeq lists its product as uncharacterized. The coding region runs from base 296 to 820 and encodes 174 amino acids. The record is from RefSeq and is a predicted model, not a curated record. Lineage: Eukaryota; Viridiplantae; Streptophyta; Magnoliopsida; Myrtales; Myrtaceae. The transcript is spliced from 3 exons.